CCCGCAAGAGUCCGGAAGUUGCAGUUGUUGCCAAUGCGCACUUACACAGGGCAUUAGCUAAGUGGUUCCUUCUUGAAUCUAGUAGUUAAAGCAAUAUACCAAGAAACAGAAUUUUAGGGUUAUGACUUUUUUGAAGCGCUGUGGACAGUGGCUGCCAGAGGUGCAGGUCACAACCUGUACUGCACUGACCGUGUUGAUAGGAGUAGUGCUGUCGCUUUUAGGACAAAGUCAGUUAUUGGAACGGACGCAUUUCUCUUUGGACCCAGUGGCGGUCCUGUUUAGUGGAGAAGUCCACAGAUUGGGUACAUAUAUCUUUUUUCAUGAAGAGCCAAGUGGCCUGUUAUGGAGCAUCUUGUUGUUUUGGUUCUUCAGUGGUAGCCUGGAAAAGGCUCUGGGGACGGUAAGGCUCAUGUUCCUCACAGCUGUCUUUGUUCUUUUGAUUGCACUUGUCUACCUUUUGCUCGAAAUGCUCUUGUUUGGUCUAGAAGGAGCCGAGAGUAUCCAAGGAUUUGUGCCGCUGGCGUUUGCUAUGGUAGGAAUGUCCACUACACGUUCUAGGAUGAAGAGGACUAUUCUUUUUGGAAUUAAUGUUCCACUAGUUAUUGUACCAUGGCUUCUGUUAAUUGUGGCUUUAAUUCUCCCAGACUCUUCUUUGUUUGGCAAUGGUUCUGGAAUUCUGGUGGGGAAAGUCUAUGGCAUUGGAUUUUGUUCUUUUCUUGAAUUCUCAGAGUUCACUGCCUCUGCAGUGGAUAAGUGGUCCUUUUUCAGAUUUUUAAAGAGGUUGCCAGGGCUGGUUUAUGUGCCUGGUUCAGUCGCUGAGAGGAGAGCAGCCCAUACCAGAAAGAUUAAUCCUAUCCCAGGAUCAUAUCCCACCCAAGCGUAUUACUCUCCAGCAGCUACUGCAUUUAAUCAAGAAACAUAUCCAGUCACCAGCAGACAUGGGUCAUGGCAGGCUCCAGGCCAGAGCUAUCCCUCUGUGUAUGAACCUGUGUCUCAUUACAGUCCAGUUCACAGUCAUGGAUACGAUCCGCAUCAUGGCUAUCAGCCACAUCAUGGAUACAGGCCAAGGACAGAAGCCAACAUGAACAGUUCUAGUGCUCCUUUGUCUUCCCAUGGGCAUUGUGGUGUUUCUGUUGAUGGUUCUUCCAGUAUGACUGGAGAAUAUUCAGCCAAUAACUUAAAAUAUUCUGCAGCCUCCUGCACUCAGUCCCAGGCUUCAGUACUGCAUGGUGGUUACAGACUAAAUUCACAGCAGGAAAAACUGUUCAUUGAUGGCUCUGCUAGAUUUUCAGUGCCUUCCUCUGCAUCACAAGCAUAUGGGAGUCUGACUGCUGAUCAGUGAUUACCAUUUCCUUGCUGGGAACUGCUGAUGUAGUCAGAAGGCUAAUAAUUACAGGUUUAACUGGGUUCUAUUCCUGCCUCACAGAAAUGUAGUUGUAUUUGGUGUGAAUGAAGCAAAUGUGCAACACAAAACAUAUCAAACUGUUUAAUUUUUGUAUUUUUGAAAAUUGUUAUCCCCUGAACUCGGUGUGUAAAGUUUUACUUUUACUAUGCUAAAAAAAAAAAAAGAAAAAGUUCUCUCUGGUUUGUUCAGUUCAUAUGCAGCAAGUUGUUUUGCAUACUGUCUUGCUCAUUUCUCAGAUGAGUUCCAAUGAAGUACCAGGAACUUGAAGAGGUCUAAUUGUGUUUGUCUUUAGCAAGAAUUCAGCCUAUAUUGUCAAGACUCCAAGAGUUGUGCUGCGGACUAUAGCUUACACUACAUCACAACUAAUAAGCAUGAGCACUUAUUGUGGGGUGCAAGGCUGAAAGGAUUGGCUUCAUGUUAGCAUAAAUGAGUGUCUAACAUGCUGCAGCAUUCAACUCCAUUUCUAGAUGACUACUGUGUAAACAUGAUUACUGCUUGGAGUUAAGGUGCCUACUGCAGUUGAAAAACAUUUAAUGAACGGUAAGUGAGGAUCACAGAUAUCUCUGACUUGCUUAUCUAGUAGUGUCAUCCUAUCUACGUGUGUGUGUGUGUGUGUGUGUGUGUGUGUGUUUUCCCAGUUUGCCGGGUGUUAGUCUACUGAACAAAUGACAUACUUAUUUAUGUAGUAAGGCAUGACUCAGUACAUCAUCAUGAAGAAACUGCCAUGGAUACGGUAAAGCACAACCAGCACACUACGUGUUACUUUGCCGAACCUUAUGUUGUACAUUGUUGUUAAGUAUAUUGAUACUGUAGAGUGGUUGCAUUUUGCCCAUAGUCUCUUGUGGAUUUUGAGGUGACAGAUGUAGGUUGUGAGGUGCUUUCUUGCUGUGGAAGCAUAGGUUUAUGAGUCAACUGAUUCCUUGUUUGCCUUCUGUCUUGAAGCCUUUAUGGGCAAAUCCCUAAGCUGCUAGCAUGGGUGUACAUGCUACUUGUCUUAUUAGCAUAGCAUAGUCUAUCUUCAUGCCUGCUGCAGUGAUCUGCAUGCAACUCAGAGUCUACAUUGGGGAUGGAGUUUUGCACCUUUUGAGGUAAGUGAGCCUGCGGAGGUCUGUCUCCUUCAACCCACAGGCAACUAAACAGCUAACAGAGCUUGAGUCAUCAUUGUCAUAGAUGGACUCUAUAUUCUUACAUCAGUAGACCAGCUGCAUCUUCUGUACCUCAAACAACAUAGCAGAUUACUUAGGAUUCAUAUAUUGUAUAGAACAAAUGUAAUAUGUUUUUAACUUUGUGUUCAAGCUCAGUAAUUAUCAAGCACCCUUAUUUUAUAUGAUUUUUCCUUGCAUGUGCUCUCUCGCCCUGUUUUUUUUUUCUAAAAGUAGUAUGUUUUGUCUGCUUAACUUCAGCUGUUACCAGGCACCCUUAUUUUAUAUGAUUUUUUUUUUUGCAUGUGCUCCCUCGCCAUGUUUUAUAAUUUGCCAUCUUUGCAACAAAUGAGAUGCUUGCAGUGUUCUGAAUUCAAGCAUUUAAAUCGUGUUGUAAUGUACACACACUUUCACAUUAGGGUUAACUGUAAUUGGGGCUUUUGUUUUCUUUGUAGUAAGAAAAAAUGGUGUACAUUGUCCUGGCCUGUAAUCUGCACUAGAUAAAUGGGAAAUUCUCCAUGGUUAGUAAAGCUUGUAUCAAGGGUUAACAUGUUGAGUGCACAAAUACUUCAUUCUGGUUUAUGUGUUUGUAUGUAGUAAUAGGAUUGUUAUGAAAAUAGAUAUUACAAAUCCAUUUUUACCAAAAUCAUUAACGCUAUCUCCGACAUUCCACACACGUAACUGUCAAUAAAUGUAUUUUCUUCACUGUUCAGUGCUAUUUCAAGCAUACAACCCUCCCUCCAUGCAUCAUGCGUGCGUGUGCACACACACACUCACUGUAGGAAUUUGCUGACAUUAAAGAAUGCAACAUCCUCCCAUACCAAGCAUAUUGCUUACUCUAGCCCUAUGUAAAGUAAGCUCCUCCAAAACCAAAGCUAUAUGUAGUUUAAAAGUACAAUACAUACACCAUCUUCCUUUCACCUCAUUUCUUUAAAAAAAAAAGUAUAUGCGUAAAAAAAAUACAUGGUGUUCUCAAAGUAGCACCGCCCACCUAAAUUCAACCUCAUAAAAAUGAGAUUGAUUCAUAUUAAGGCAAAAAAAAACUAAAAAAAAAAAAAAAAAAAAGAUAAAC
Protopterus annectens (West African lungfish) is the source of this 3619-nucleotide messenger RNA. It is a transcript of the gene RHBDD2, whose product is annotated as rhomboid domain containing 2. The record is from RefSeq and is a predicted model, not a curated record. The coding region runs from base 122 to 1342 and encodes 406 amino acids. Lineage: Eukaryota; Metazoa; Chordata; Ceratodontiformes; Protopteridae. The transcript is spliced from 4 exons. Gene Ontology annotation, cellular component: membrane. Gene Ontology annotation, molecular function: serine-type endopeptidase activity.